GGGGGGGCCGGCGGAGCCGGGGCUGCCAUGGGGCGCCGCGCUGCCUGACCGCCCCGGGCGCUGCCUUCCUCCUCCUCCUCUCCUCCUCCUCCUCCUCCUCCACCUCCUCCUCUCCUCCUCCCGCCGCCCGGCCCGGCCCGGCUCCGCUCGCCAUGGGAGAUGUGGUCUCCACGCACCUGGACGAGGGUCGCCGCCAGCACAUCGCGGAGAAGACAGGGAAGGUGCUGGGGGAGUUCUGCCGGUGCUACAAGGAGCAGUACGGCGUAGCGCUCUUCAACAGUGUCCGCUAUGAGAUCGAAGGCAACGGAGGGCCCCAGGCCCAGCUGCUCCACCGCAAGGUCCCGCUGGAGGACCAUGUCAUCUACUCAGGCAACCUCUUCCAGUACAUCGAGGAGAACAAGAAGUGGAGGAACCGCUUCUGCGUGGUCCCACACAACUACGGCUUGGUCCUCUACGAGAACAAACUGGCCUAUGAGCGGGACCUGCCGGCCCGUGUGAUGAUCAACAGCGCUGGCUACAAGAUCCUCACCUCUGUGGACCAGUACCUGGAGCUGGUGAACAGCAGUCUGCCUGGUGUGACACCCAAAUCGGGGCACUCCCCCAUCUUGAAGUGCCCCACGGAUUUCCCCCUCAUCCUCUGGCACCCCUACGCCCGGCACUAUUAUUUCUGCGUGAUGACAGGCAAGGAGCAGGAGAAGUGGCAGGCGGUUUUCCAGGACUGUGUACGACACUGCAAUAAUGGGAUCUCUGAGGACUCCAAAGUGGAGGCUCCAGCCUUCACAGAUGCCGUCCGCAUGUACCGCCAGUCAAAGGAGCAGUACGGCACCUGGGACAUGCUGUGCGGCAACGAAACCCAGGUCCUGAGCAACCUGGUGAUGGAGGAGCUGCUCCCCGAGCUGAGGACCGCCAUCGGCCCCCGGCUGAAGGGCAAGGCUCAGGAGCGCCAGCGGACCUGGAUCCAGAUCUCGGAUGCUGUCUAUAGGAUGGUCUAUGAGCAGACUAAUGCCCAGUACGAUGCAGCGAUGGCCAAGUGCGAACAGGAGCGGCCCCAGAUGGAGAGCACCAUCCGCACAGACAUGGACCAGAUCAUCACUUCCAAGGAGCACUUGGCCAGCAAGAUCCGAGCAUUCGUCCUUCCCAAAGCGGAGGUCUGUGUCCGUAACCAUGUCCAGCCCUACAUCUCCUCCAUCCUGGAAGCCCUGAUGACCCCCACGAGCCAGGGCUUUGCUGAGGUGCGGGAGGUCUUCUUCAAGGAGGUGACAGACAUGAACAUGAACAUCAUCAACGAAGGUGGUCUGGAGAAACUGGUGGAGUACAUGGAGAAGCUUUCCCACCUGGCUUUCCACCCAGUCAAGAUGCAGUCGUGCUAUGAGAAGAUGGACCAGCUGAAACUGGAGGGCCUUCAGCAGCGAUUCGAUGUCUCCAGCACGUCCGUCUUCAAGCAGAGGGCCCAGAUCCACAUGAGACAGCAAAUGGAUGACGCCGUGUUCACAUUUGAGACCCUGCUCCACCAGGAGCUGGGGAAGCUGCAGGGCAAAGACGACUUGUGCAAGUCCAUCCAGCGCAUCCUCGAGAGGGUGCUCAAGAAAUAUGACUACGACAGCAGCACUGUGCGGAAGAAGUUCUUCAGGGAGGCCCUGCUACAGAUCACCAUCCCCUUCCUGCUGAAGAAGCUGGCACCGACCUGCAAGGGGGAAUUAGCCAAGUUUCAGGAGCUGAUCUUCGAGGACUUUGCCAGCUUCAUCCUGGUGGAGAACACUUACGAGGAGGUUGUGCUACAGUCGGUGAUGAAAGACAUCAUGCAAGCUGUGAAGGAGGCAGCCGUGCAGCGGAAGCACAACCUGUACCGAGACAGCAUGGUCAUGCACAACAGCGAUCCCAACCUGCACCUCCUGGGUGAGAGCAUCCCCAUCGACUGGGGCGAGGAGUACAGCGGGCAGCCGGAGCCUGAGCCGGCGGCCGACAAGCGCCGCAGAGCCAAGCAAGUGGUGUCAGUGAUCCAAGACGACGAGGGGGGGCUGCCCUACACGGUGCGUGCUGAGGCGCUGCUGCAGCCCGGCUCCCCAGAGCCAGAGGAGCCGGACUCUGGCGCGCAGCCGAGCUCCCCCGAUGGGGUGCAGGAGAUCCGGAAGGCGCUGGCGAAGGAGAGCCUUGGGGACAGCGUCAAGGCGGAGGAGGAGCAGCUGACGAACGGUACCAACACCACACAGGAGAGCAGUGCCACCGAGGAGGUGGUGGUGGUGGCGGUAGGGUCUGUCACAGGUGACGUCCUCCCACAAGAUCCAGCCAGUGAGGGGGACGGGGUGCACUGCGCCACACCGGCAUCGCCUGUGCCUGGAGCUGAAGUCCCAUCGGGGGCUGGGGUGCAACAUGCUGCUCCAACAUCACCUGUCCCUGGAGCCGAGGUCCUAUCAGGAGCUGUGGUGCAACAUGACGCACCAGCACCACCCAUGCUGGCAUCACCCAUGCCCGGAGCCGAUGUCCCAUUAGGGGCCAGUGUGCAACACACCGCACCAGCACCACCCAAACCCAGGGCAGCCGAUGGCCCAGCAGAGGCCAAGGUGCCCCAUGCCACACCAGCAUCGCCCGUGCCCACAGCUGAGACCCCAUCGCCAUCCGCUGGGACCGCUUGCCACCAGCCCAGUGACAAGGAGACGGGUGAGGAGGUGACCCCCCCGGUUGGCAAGUGCAGAGCCCCGCAGCCCAUGGGCACAACAGAGAGUGGUGAGGGGGUGCAGACUGAGUUCUAGCCCCAUGGACUGGCCCCAGUGAUGCUGGGGGUUGGGGUAGGGGGAAUAGGACCUGUUGUGCUGCUGGGGACAGAAAGCAGCACAGCGGGAGAGGGAGGGGAUGGGGAACACUGAGACCUUAUUGCCUAGCCUGGGGGGGGUCCUCGCUGCUGCGUGGGUCUGGCCACAGCCAAGUGGUCCUACUGGGUCGGACCGGGGGGCCCCUGCCCUGGCACAGGGCACCCCCUGGACUCUGCUCUGUCCUUCUGCCUUAUUUUCUUCUUUUCUACUGAAGAGAUGCUUUAUCUGCCUCCUCCCACCCCCACCCCCGCCCCAGCACAAGUGCCUCUGGCUGCCAGGGGGGAGCUGGCACUAACCCCACCGUGGAUGGGUGAGGGUCAGCCCCUGCCCCAACCCGGGGGUUUCCUGGAAGCCUGCCCACUGCCAUCCUACCCAGCCAGCUCCAGCAGUGCCUGUGGGAGAGGGGACUGCAGGGGAUGAUGGAAAAUGUGAUAGCAGCUGGGGCAGGGCAGGGAUGGGUGCUGGCACUGCUGCUGGUAAGGCGAGAGCUGGGGCUGGCAGCGCCCAGGCUGAGCUCACAGCACCCAGCGCCCACACCCUGACUACCCUCACCGCAGGGUCUUCAAGCAGCUAUUUAAGUUCAGAGGAAAAUGUUAGAGGGGAAGGCGGCAUUCACGCAGUGCCUCCAGGGGCUGCCUCCGGGCUGAGGCUUGCCACGCAGCGGAGGGACCCCAGCUCUCGCCCACUGGUGCUCCCCAGCACCGUGCACGGAUGAUUUCUCUGGCUCUCAGGCUCUGCAGGUUUUGGCACCUGCACCGAUGGUGAAGCAAAGAGCUGGUGCCUUAGCAGGGGCUUGCUGCCCCCCCCCAGCAGCCCUGCCCACCGUGGGGAGGGGGACGGGACUGGCACAGCCCCCAUGCAGAGAUGCUAAAAGCCCCGGAGCUGGUGGGAGUUGGCAGGACUCGUGAGCGUGAGACACGUGUGCACGUGCACGGAGCAGGGACCAGCACCCCAACACUCGCCUGUAUUUUAGGUGCCGCUGUUUCUGCCUCUGAAGGGGGGUGCCCGGCUGAACCCGCUCGGGAAGGACACCCCCCAGAGUGCCUUGCUUUGGGAACUUAAAACCUGUCUCUUCCAGGAUAUUUUAUUAAGAAAGUUAUACAAAUGUUUAAAAAUAUGCUUAUAAUAAUUAAUAAAACGGAAAAGCUUUAUUUAAAGCCA
Molecule: messenger RNA, 3971 nt
Organism: Falco peregrinus (peregrine falcon)
Lineage: Eukaryota; Metazoa; Chordata; Aves; Falconiformes; Falconidae
Gene: NIBAN2
Product: niban apoptosis regulator 2
Exons: 14
Coding region: 153-2750 (865 amino acids)
Source: RefSeq, a predicted model, not a curated record